AUGCACGUGGCAGGGAGAUCGAUGGCCCGAUGCAAGGGACUGUUGCUCGCGGGACUCGGGGUAGCCACGUGUUUGUUGGUGGUUCUCAGCGGUGUGACCUUCGUGGGCGUACACGAGCGCGUCAGCAGUGGGACCGCCUUCGCGUUGUCGUGCGUUGGGAUGCUUGGCCUCGAGGCGGUAGUUGGGCUUGGACCGGGGCCCGUCCCGUGGAUGUACGGGCCGGAGGUGUUACCUCUCACCGUACGGGCCCCUACUUUAGGUUUCUGUCUAGUGUUUAAGUUUGCUAGUGGCAUAUUGUUAGGUUGGACUUUUCCUCAGCUCUACUUUACUUUUCGUCGAGCCUGGUUAGGGUUCCUCGUUGCAGCUGGGGUUAUCGCAGCUUUUUUCUCACUCUCUUGUAGGUUAGUUAGGAGGACUACUUGUAGGUUGCUCAUGGAUGAGCCUGAUUAG
Messenger RNA from Linum trigynum, 450 nucleotides. NCBI's taxonomy places the organism in Eukaryota, Viridiplantae, Streptophyta, Magnoliopsida, Malpighiales, Linaceae. The record is from the annotation of a GenBank genome assembly.